Molecule: messenger RNA, 1808 nt
Organism: Rosa chinensis
Lineage: Eukaryota; Viridiplantae; Streptophyta; Magnoliopsida; Rosales; Rosaceae
Product: nuclear transport factor 2
Exons: 10
Coding region: 204-1610 (468 amino acids)
Cellular component (GO): cytosol; ribonucleoprotein complex
Molecular function (GO): mRNA binding
Source: RefSeq, a predicted model, not a curated record
AGUGUACCCAUGGAGUGGUGUGUCACCCAUAUCCGUGGUGUGACGGCUACGAACAAAGAGCCGCAAAGCACCACCAAAAACUCAAAACCCAAAACAACCAGUGGAGAAAAUUCGAUCCCUCUCCCCCAAAUCUAUCUCAAGAUUUGAGGGGGCAUUUGCAGAUCUAGGGUUUUUGAUUUUGUGGGUUUUGGAGGUUUAGAAACAUGGCCACUCCCUUCACCAUUCCCGUCACUGCUGCUCAGGUUGGGACUUACUUUGUGGGGCAGUACUAUCAAGUGCUUCAGCAGCAGCCAGACUAUGUGCACCAAUUCUACUCUGAAUCCAGCACUAUGCUUCGCAUUGAUGGCAACACCAGGGACACCGCCUCUGGAAUGCUGCAAAUCCAUACAGUUGUUAUGUCACUCGGGUAUUCUGGAGUUGAAAUCAAGACAGCGCAUUCUUUGGAAUCUUGGAAUGGAGGUGUUCUUGUGAUGGUUUCUGGCUCUGUGCAUUUGAAAAAUUUUGGGGGGAGGAGGAACUUUGUUCAGACUUUUUUCCUUGCACCUCAGGAGAAAGGUUAUUUUGUACUUAAUGAUAUAUUUCACUUCAUUGAUGAGGAUCAAGUUCAUCAGCAUCCAGCAGUCUUAUUAGCCCAUAGCACUCUUGACUCCAAACUGAGUGCCCCUACUACAAUUCCUGAGCCAGUGGCUAAUUAUAUGAUGAGUGGAGAAACUCAUACCAGAGACUAUGUGGUGCCUGAUGUCAAUGGAAAUGGUCCAGUUGACAACUAUGGCUAUGCAGAGCAACGGUUGCAGCAGGUUGUUGAAUCUGAGAAUAUCAUGGAGGAUCCUGCUGCAGAAUUGUCGAACGGUUCAUUUCAAAGUGCAGUGAAUGUUGUACAAGAACAGCUGCCUGCAUCUGUUGAGGAACCUAUUGGAGAGCCCCAGAAGCAGACCUAUGCCUCUAUAUUACGCGUUGCUAAAGGACAACCUGCACCAUCUGUAGCUCCUCAGCCUUCAGUUAACAAGAGUGCACCACCGGCUUCAGAUUGGAAUGACUUUUCACAGCCCAUUGCAUCGUCCAAUGCAGUUGAAAGGCCUGUAGCAGAGACAGCAGAUGAAGUUUCUGCCCUAGAAGAUGAAGAUGAAAUCAAGUCCGUCUAUGUACGAAACUUGCCACCUAACGUGGACCCAUCUGAAGUUGAGGAGGAAUUUGUUAAUUUUGGAAAACUCAAGCAGCCUGAAGGAGUGGUCAUUAGGAGUCGCAAGGAUGUUGGUGUUUGCUAUGCAUUUGUUGAAUUCGAAGACAUGUCUGGUGUUCGUAAUGCUGUCAAGGCCGGUAGUGUUCAGAUUGCUGGGCGACAAGUAUACAUUGAAGAGCGGAGACCAAACAGUCACAUUCCCUCUCGAAUGGGAAGAGGAAGGGGUAGAGGAAGGGGCAGCUACCAAUCAGAGGUGCCAAGAGGUCGUUUUGUCUCUCGGAAUUUUGGGAGGAGUGGAAGCUACGAUGGAGGUGACCAGGACUACGGCAGACCAAGAGGAAAUGGAUUCUAUCGUCCAAGUGGCCGACAAGACAGGGCAAACCCAAGCUACCAAUCGUCAAGAAACGGGCAAUAUUCAUCUGAGUACUAAUUAAGAUUAUUUUACGAAGAGAAGGAAAUUUUGGGUUAGCAGAUAACCUUUAUUAAUUUCAAGAACUAUAUAAUGGAAUUUCCUAGAGUUGCUUAGCUUAGAUGUGAUGGGCAUGUGAAUCAUAUUUUUCUAAAGAAGGGGUUGUUUAAUACCCGGUGACAUAAUUUAAUAGGUGAUCUUUUUGGAAUUUUGCGGUCA